AGAACAUCGUAGGGGAAUACUAAUGUGACACAAACCGGCUGCAGGGAUAUCAAUUUGAACUGUGCUUUAGGCUUAACGCGCGCCCCUUGCUCCGAUGCAACUUUGUCCAAGUCCAUGGAAACCCAGUGAGUCAGUCCGUGCACCCGAGGCGGCGUGACAAGUUUGAGAGAAGGGGAGAAAAAAAAAGGAGACUCGCAUCACUAUUUUUAAAUGUGAGAUUUUGGGGGGCGUGGACGGCAGAGGAGCAGCGCUGAGCAUGUUGGCUCCUGGCUGCACUUCCAGUGUGGUGAUGUGCCGGCUGGAGAAAGUACCGGACUACGCGUAGACUGAGCGAUCCGACGCGGAACUGUUUUUGUUUCUGUCACACAGAUUUCUGUUAUUUUGGAAGCCUCCUUUUCAAUUCAUGUGGAUUUAUUUCAUCACUGCGCUGCCGUUUGGCCAUACAAAGGACUUUAAAGGAAGGAGAAUAAUCCGUGAAAACGUUUUUUGAAGACGCAGCAGACGGCGUGCGUAACGGACAAAAUCUGGUCGAGCAGCUAUUUGAAUGACAAUAGUUUGAGGCAACUGCGCUCUUAUCUGUUAAAGGAAUAAUCACUGCGCAUGGUGAGUCACCGUGGGAGAGUAAAUUUGACGUUGGAAUGACAUUUGGGAUUUGUCAAGUGGAGCUGGAGUGAUUUUCAUUUGUAAAUAUUGACAGGUGUUACAUUCAUUCUGACUGUGCCAGGCUAAGAAUUUAAAUCACUUAGAGCUCUGUAUUUAUGGCUGAAAACAACGCGGACUGUUGAGGAUGGAUUUGUAACUAAACCUUGGGUAUGGAUGAUCAACAUAUUGUUUAAUUCAGUCAUCUUCACUCCCCAAACACUCAGUGAAAGCGCACAUUUCUAUGAUCAACCUUAUGAUGCGUCUUAGGCGCCGGAUGGGAGCGUAAGCAUCACUUCAGUGUCUCCUAUCCGAGUUAUAGCCGAUCUGAUAAGAGCCAAAAUGACAACCAACGGACCUGUCAUCGUCUACGAGUGGCUGAAGACCCUGCAGCUCUCCCAGUACGUGGAGGCUUUCGUGGAUAAUGGAUACGACGAUCUGGAGGUUUGCAAACAGAUUGGAGACCCGGACCUGGAUGCCAUCGGCGUGUACAUCCCUCACCACCGGCAGAGGAUCCACGACGCGGUCAGGAGGCUCAAAGAUGAAGCCCAGGAGACAGCCAGCGGACUCUACUUCACUCUGGAGCCCAUGCCACCCGCGGCUGACAUUUACACCAGCCACAUGAUGGACCAGUACGAGUCCAGACUGCGGGGGUCCAAAUCUUGGACUGAGCCCAACAGUGACCGUGUGGGGCGUAACGGUGGGUACAUGGGCGCGCAGAGGAACCUGACGCUGGGCAACAGGAGGGAGCUGGUGGUUUAUCCAAAGUUGAAGCUGAAGAUCAUGAUCAGGGAUAAGCUCAUCAGAGAUGGCAUCAACCUCGCCAAGCCGCCCUACUCUAAUAAGGAUGGUUCUCUGGGCAACAUAGAUGACCUUGCCCAGGAGUACUCUGAGUACUACAACACCUGCUUCAGUGACGUCAACGACCGCAUGGAGGAACUACGCAAAAGACGAGUUUCCCAGGAUCUCGACAUGGAGAAACAGGACCCAAGCAGCACAUCCCUGCAGCUCCGCACAGAGAUCCAGGAGUCCUUGGGCUUCAGCAGUGAAGUGUCCACUCCAGAAACAGACAGAAAAAUGCCUCUGCAGAAAUCCAGCUCUGAAGAUGGAUCUGGAGGUAAAUGGGACAAUAAGAAGAAAAACAAAUCCUUUUGGCAGAACUUCCGCAAGUCUCAGCACAAACCAGUCAUGAGGCAGACAUCCAAAGGAGAAGACAUAGGCUAUGUGGCCAGUGAGAUCACCAUGAGUGAUGAAGAGCGAAUCCAGCUUAUGAUGAUGGUGAAAGAAAAGAUGAUUACAGUUGAAGAAGCUCUCGCUCGGCUGAAGGAGUAUGAGCGCAGCAGACAGUCCAGCAGUUCUGAAACUGCAGAGUGGACUGAAGGAUCUGCAGCCAAUCUAAACCAGUCCUCAAACUGCAAUCAGUCCCGUGAGCAGUCGGACGAUGAGCAAUCAGAGGACUCUGUGAAGUUCAAACGGCUUCACAAGCUGGUUAACUCGACACGCCGGGUCAGGAAGAAACUCAUCAAGGUAGAGGAGGGCAAGAAGCACGGCUCUGAAGAUUUUCUAAAUCUGGAGUCAACCCCCACCUGUGAGGACAACACCGCUCUGUAUACAGGGGUCCUAAAAAAGCCCCCUCUACCCCAGGAGAUCUCCCUGCCCUCCCUCACCCAGGACCAACUCUCUCUGGAUGGAGAUACAGACAGUCUGACCAACUCCCCUUCCUCCAGCAGCUUGGACACUUGGUCCGGACACAAGCUGGUCAAAACCUUCAGUAAGUCAUCCAGCACCCACGGCCUCAUCCGGCCCCCGAAAAGAACCCCAGUUGGCUCGGGGGGCCUGGGAGGCUCCAUCUCCGGCGUAGGAGGGAGCGGCUCUUCCUUCUCUGAGCUGGAUGGAUGUGGAUUGGACGACGAGGGAAAGCUGUCACGCUCUACGACCGACGGCGAGAUGCGGAAGGCCUUGAGCUCCAUCUCCCAUGGGAGAACAUGCAGCUUCGGGGGCUUUGACCUGUCCAACCGCUCGCUUCACGUGGUCAACGCGGGCUCGGAGGGCAAUAAUAAAGAUCAGGAAGCCAUAUACCGGGAAGUGGUCAAAUCCCCCACCACGUCUCGCAUCUCUCUGGGCAAGAAGGUCAAGUCGGUCAAGGAGACGAUGAGGAAACGCAUGUCGAAGAAGUACAGCAGCUCCUUGUCAGAACAGUCAAGUCCAGAUGGAACCCCUGGCUCCCCUCAGUCCCCGCAGCCUGACACCGACUCUCUGGAGAAGCCGAAGCUGAAGGCCGGAGGCUCUGUGGAAAGUCUGCGUAGUUCACUCAGCGGACAAAGUUCUAUGAGUGGUCAGACAGUGAGCACCACGGACUCGUCAGCCAGUAACAGAGAAAGUGUGAAGUCAGAGGACGGUGAUGAUGAAGAGCCGCCUUAUAGAGGACCGUUCUGUGGCCGAGCUCGAGUCCAUACAGACUUCACACCCAGCCCGUAUGACACAGACUCCCUCAAACUCAAGCGUGGUGAUGUGAUUGACAUUAUCAGUAAGCCGCCCAUGGGUACAUGGAUGGGCCUCCUGAACAACAAAGUGGGCACGUUUAAGUUCAUCUAUGUGGAUGUGCUGAGUGAAGAAGAGGAGAAGCCCAAAAGGCCUGUGAGGAGGAGGAGGAAGGGUCGACCACCCAAACCUUCAUCAGUGGAGGACCUGCUGGAGCGUAUUAAUCUCAAGGAGCACAUGCCCACUUUCCUGUUUAACGGCUAUGAGGACCUGGACACGUUCAAGCUGCUGGAAGAGGAGGACCUGGAUGAGCUGAACAUCAAAGAUCCCCAGCAUAGAGCUGUGCUGCUUACUGCUGUAGAACUGCUGCAGGAGUAUGACAGUAGCAGCGACCCGGAGCGCAGCGGCCUGUCAGGCUCCCAGGAGAAGCUGCUGUCUGAGGGACAGGGCCUGGUGGGAGACUCUCCGCGAGACUCUGGCUGCUAUGAGAGCAAUGAGAACCUGGAGAAUGGCAAAAGCAGAAAGACCUCCCGUUCCAGUCGUUCUUCAGCAGGCCUCCAGUCCCCGGAUUACCCCACCCUCCCCAUGACUCUAUCAACAGAAGCUCUGCAACAGAACAACAAGAACCAGCGCACAAAGUUCCCAAAAAGCUUCUUCAUCAAACCCACCCUGAAGGGCUUCAACUUACUAGGGCUGCGUAGAACCCAGAGACGGUCCCCAAUCCCGGCCAGCCGCAGCUGUGAGGACCUGGAUGGACCUCCACAGCCCACUGGUCCCUUGAAACGCUCCCACUCUCUGGGAGAUCUGAACUGGGAACAGAACUUUGAGCAGAAGGAUCUGGAGUUGGAGUUUAAGCUUGCAAAGGAGGGACUCAAAUCCGGCAACAGUAGCCCAAACAAGGUCUGUAGAGAGGAGGGUUCCCAAAACCAGAAUGGGGCUCCGAUACUGACCCCAAAACGAAGGGCUGACAGGCCACCUGUCCCCUCCCAGCUGCCUCUCCACCCCACUUGUGCAACAUCUCGGUGCCCACAUCCCCCAGAACCCCUCUCAAGUCCGACUCCAAGUCCGCCUGAGUCAAGCGGGGAGAGGGUCAUCCGGACUCACCUGAAAAAGCCUCCGGUCCCUCCUCCUGUUCCCGCCAAAAAGUCCAGGGAAAGACUAGCAAACGGCCUGCGUCACUCGCCUCUCUCCCUGCCCUCUUCACCAUCUCCCACUCCCUCACCCACCCACUCCUUCACCCGCUCUCAACCCAGCAGCCCCAUAAUCCGUAGCAGCAGCAGCAGCCCAAGCCCGAGUGCCCCGGCUCUGCCAGCCAAGACCCUGAGCAACCCUGCCAGCCCCUGCGCCACCACUUCGUCUGCCUCAUCCAUGGGUGAUGAGCCAGGCAGUCCCCGAGCUGUGCAGCCUCCAUGGAUGUCAGAUUUUGGAGGGAAGGUGGCAGUUUCCAGGAAGGUUUCCCAUACUAAGAUGAGCCCUGACCUGCUCACCCUCCUGGAACAACGGCUGGAGGCUGAGGGCAUCGAUUUGACAGAGGAGCCGUACUCUGACAAGCAUGGGCGGUGUGGAAUCCCCCAGCCGCUGGUGCAGCGUUACUCUGAGGAUUUGGAGCAGCCGGUCAAGGACGUGGCCUCCAACAUGGACCAGCUCCGAGUCAGAGAGCUGCGGAAACAACACCGCAUGGCUAUCCCUUCUGGAGGUCUGACAGAGAUGUGCCGGAAGCCCAUGCCCUCAGGGAACAUCAGCACAGUCUCCAAUUGGCUCAUUUCCAUCGGCCUGCCCAUGUACACCACAUCCCUGACGGCAGCGGGGAUCGACACACUGAGCCACGUGGCCUUGCUAACAGAGAGCAGCGUGUGGGAGGCCGGUGUGCGAGAUGAAAAACACGCCCGCAGACUUGUCAGUGAGGCACGAUCGGUCGGCACACACAGAGGGGUGCAGUCCUAACUGUGUGGGCGGAGUCACAAAAACUAACAGGUAUCAAGUCACUGGUCAGUACCAUCUCAUUUAAAAACACGGUCAGUAGGUGGCGAGACGCCGACUGACCACAAGUCUCGGGACAGCAGCACCACAUACUUCCUGUCUCGCACGUGUCAGAAGACUUGAAGUGAGCUCACUCUGCUCUCUGAUUUUCCCUCAUUAUCAUGUUUCUCAAAUGUUUACGGCAUUGAAGAGAAGAGGGUUUUUUUCUCCGAACAGCCAAGACAAGAUGUUUGAUUAUUGCCUUUUUAAGAAAAAAGACUGUAGACUCACUCUGUGGGAUGGCUUCAACUCUGAGGACACCCCCAAAAGUCUUAAAAUAAAGACUUGGAUCUGCCUUGAAGGAAGAUUGCACACUCUUUUGUAGGAUGGAUGUUUUUUAAGAAACAGAGAAAGACAGUUUACUCCCUGCAUAUUUCAUAAGUGCUUCAUUUUCAAGUUUUUGUGGCAGGGGCGACAUUUUCUGAGGGUCUUUUUAAGGAAGUAGCUCAGCCAAAGUGCUCACUCAACUCAUCACUCCCACUUCAGAGAAACGCAACAGACAUUACAUCGGGACUUUCAGACGACUUAAUACACACCAAACUUUGAGUAUCUGCUCGUUUUGAGAUGGCUCGGUUUGUAUUAUUUUUCUGUAUUAUAGCAUAACGCAUAUGUUAAUUUUCAAAUGAUUUAUAUGCUAAAAGUUUUGUUUGCCUUUUGAAUGUUGCAGCCUUACUUUGAGACAAGCUCUCAGUCAUCGCUAAGCUGAAACAGCUAACAUCAUACCUUUUAUAUUUCCAGUAUACUCAACAGUCUAUACUCUUCUUCCCAAAUGCUCUUUUACUCCACUGUCAAAUCUUAAAGCAACAAUACAUUCCCUGUGUAUACAAGCACAUAUUCUGUUGCCUUACCAUUAUAAAUGAAUAGCUUCAUGAAAUCAAAUGUGUAGUUUUAACUAUACCAUGACUGAGGUGAAACUGUGUUAAAGGUGCAAGACUUUGGGAUCUGAAAGUGUCCAAGUCUGAGAAUUACUUGCUUUUUCACGACCACACUACAUUCCUCUGAUGAAUCGUGUUUUCUAUACUUACGAAGCCACAAAAACCACAAGCACGACACAAAUGUCGUCACAUGUUUUAACAUCCCAACAACACUCCCUGUACAUGUUGGCAUGUUGUGGGAUACAGGAGGGAGGAGAGAAUAAGCUCCAAAGACACAGCUGACAUCUGCGCUGUCAUAUCUGGAAUUUAUUGGACUGUCUGAAGUUUUGUUUCAGUGUUGAAGAAUUAUAGCACAAAUGAGCUGUUGGGGACAUUUUAAACACAUCAUGCUGUCUCCUAUAAUCAAUGCUGGACGGGAACUCUGAAAAGGACUUGUGUGAAACGGAGGCGUGGAUGGAAAAGAGCAGUAAUGUCAGGGGACAGGAUGAACACUAUGACACGAAAUAGUCUUGCAAAUCAGGGAAAAUUGUGACCUAACAGCUUGUAACAAAAAAGAAAGGGGGGCAAAAACUGAAGUGAUGACAACAAGAUGCAAGUCUUUGGUAAAAUAAAUACUUUUCCUUGUGUUUCUAACAGUAUAGUAGGCAUAUGACUUAUUUCAAGGAUUUCACAUUCAAAAAUAGGACAAAGUGUUACUGCAAAAACAUGAGGAUGUCUCUUUCUUUCCUUUUUCUUUUUUUAACUGAAGACUUAUUCCAAGGAUUUCAUAUUGAAACAUUUGACCAAGUGUUACUUCUGAAAUUGUAAGGAUGUUUUUUUUUUUUGUAGUGGGCAUUUGAUAGAUAGCAGUUUGAUGCCUUUUUUUUUUUCUCUCCUCUCUCUUUUCAAUCAAAGUGGUGCUCUGAGAAAGGGAGGAAGAAGGGGGCGGGGUCAUUUUCAAAGUAAGAGUCAAAGACCCAACAAGUGUUUUUUUGUAAAGAAUGAAAAUACUGACACUGUAAAUGCACUUUAGAGGGUAAAACUAUCGGUUUUAUAAAAAGAAAAAUUGGCUUCAUUUUGUUCACAGGUCCUUAAGUGGACGUUUGUCGUCAGGUAUAAAGAGUUUCAGUGGGUUAUGCUGGUAUUUUCAUUUAGUAUUGAGUUCCCAAUGCCACGUUUUUUGAACCAUUCACGGGUUAACCUUCUCUACGUCUUCACUUCCAGCUUGUUUUAGCAUUCUUACAAAAAAAAAAACAAUUCUUAAUUACAUAUAUGAAAUGCUUAGCAGAAGUUGCACAUUCUGUAUAUGUAAUUGAUAUUUAAAUAACUUAUUUUUGCUUUUUUUUUCUUAUCACCUGUAAUUAGCUGUACUAUAUGAAUAGCAAUACCUUCCUGCAUAAUGCAUAUUGCUUUAGCCAGUGAGGAACUACAGUAUGUAUUGUAAGAUAUGUGUACAAAUUAUUUUAUUUGGUUUUCAUCUACCUAAUGAUUGUCCAUACAGAUUUGCUUGUGUAUUGAAACAACAAAAAGUAAUGUCCAUAGCUAUUUGUCAUUCUGAAAUACAAUAAAAACUGUUUCUUGCCAUAA
This is a messenger RNA of Notolabrus celidotus (New Zealand spotty), 7580 nucleotides long. RefSeq names its product SAM and SH3 domain containing 1a (gene sash1a). The record is from RefSeq and is a predicted model, not a curated record. Gene Ontology annotation, molecular function: protein binding. Lineage: Eukaryota; Metazoa; Chordata; Actinopteri; Labriformes; Labridae. The transcript has 20 exons. The coding region runs from base 982 to 5064 and encodes 1360 amino acids.